AUGGAGAAUCUCAGCGAGCCCCUCGAACGCGUCCGCUCAAGAAUUCUGUACACUCUCUUCUCGCCAGUUGCAGACUAUGCGGCGUUUCAGGAGUAUUGCACAGAGCUCGUCGUGCAGCUUGGGAGCCUGCUGGCCCCCCCUGUGGUGAUGCGUGUGGCGGUGCGGACCCUCUUCUGCCCCCCGUCACUCCGUCACUUCUACGACUUGCUUGGUGGGCGGCGUGUCCCUACCGAGUCCGUGUGCCGUCAGCUGUGGUGGGGUUCACCAGAUGCGGCGGAGGAUGUGGAGUCAUCCUUUUCUUGCCUGUCGCCGAAGGCUCUCGCCGCUUUUGAAAGGCUGCGCUCUGAUGCCACCAUGCGGAAGGAAUUCUUUACGAGCAAAUCUGCGAGUCUACGGAACUACCACGUCUCCACAUGGAUUGAGAACUGCAGCAAGGUGGAAACGCUCGAAGGUUUGUUGCAGAUUCUCGUAAAGGAGGUGAAUGAAUACGGACCGCCCCUUCUUGCCCCAGAGGCAGCUGCUGCGCUGCUCACAGCAGUUGUUCUCCCACACCUCGCGGCUAACAAAGGGGAAACAACAGCGGCGAGGGGAGAUGUAAUACGUGCGCUUGGACUCGUGUACUUCAUUCUUCCCGCUGACCGGGCUUUCGGUGCCGCGUCGUACUUCAAGGGUGUCUACAACGAACGUUACAUUGCUUCUGCGGCAGUGGAGUGGACAGCGGACUGGGAUGGUGCGGAAGCGCUACUGGUGGGCCGCUCCCUUCGCCAAGUAACAAAGUACCCUACAACAACCCAGGAGGCUUUCUUCCGUAUUGAACGGCGCCGCCAACAGCCGACGGUGUCGUUUCACGUGCCGGAACUUCGUCUUUGUCUCAUGACGGUGGAUCUUGAUGAGGCAUUGCGAUUUUUUGAAUCUCAGGAGAAGCGCCAGAGUUGCGAAAUGGCAGCCCCACCUCAGUUGGAGAAAGAGGAAGAAUCAGACAGAAGCCCCGCCAUUGUCGCACGUAAUUUGCCGAUGGAUCUCAUUGCAGUCCGAAAGCCUGCGGAGAUGAGCACAACUCUCCACGCGGGUUACCCACAUCUGAUCGGUUUUCUGGCACGGCAUGUGCCGUGGCGGGGGGCCAGCACACCAAUUCUAUUUCAGCAUGGUCUCAUCAAUCGCAUCGACGUGGGAACGAGCGGCCUGGUGCUUGUGUCCGACACCGAGGCGUCCCUCAUGGCGGCACGGCGAGCCAGUGUGGUGGAUCAGCGGGUGGAGAAGACCUACCGGGCCCUUUUGCUUCACUGUCCGCCACCGGCGUCGCGAAUGGGUACUGAGGAGUGCUGGUACCUCAACCCCACCGGUACCAUUACGCGCAGUGUGCUCGCCAACGGAGCGGAUUACUCUUUGCAGCUCGCUGCCCAUGAUCCCGCCCAGCGAGGAGGGCUCCCAGUGGCGUGGAUGGACCUUCGCCCGGCGACGACGAUGUACCGUGUUCUGCAGUAUUUCCCCAGAAGUGGGGUAUAUGAUGUGGAGGUGCAACUGCGCUCCGGGCGCAGGCACCAAAUUCGUCAGCAUUUCGCGCAGUUGUGGCAUCCACUAGUUGGCGAUGGCCGCUACCACGAGCGGGCGAAGUCGGUGGGGGAGCAGCUGGGCCUCCAGCGACCCGCGCUGCACGCCUCCCGCAUCACUUUAUUAUCCUCCCCCGCAGCUGGUUUUGACGCUAUUGGCGGGGAGAAAACUGUUGUGGAGUGUCCAUUGCCAAGCGACAUGCGGCGUGCAUUACGGCUACUGGAAGAGAGGGAGGGAAUGCGAUUGAGUGCAACUUCGCCAUGA
Messenger RNA from Trypanosoma grayi, 1815 nucleotides. RefSeq names its product putative RNA pseudouridylate synthase. The transcript has a single exon. Gene Ontology annotation, biological process: pseudouridine synthesis. The record is from RefSeq and is a predicted model, not a curated record. Bases 1 to 1815 code for a protein of 604 amino acids. Lineage: Eukaryota; Euglenozoa; Kinetoplastea; Trypanosomatida; Trypanosomatidae. Gene Ontology annotation, molecular function: pseudouridine synthase activity; RNA binding.